Magallana angulata is the source of this 1591-nucleotide messenger RNA. RefSeq names its product leucine-rich repeat-containing protein 57-like. The record is from RefSeq and is a predicted model, not a curated record. Lineage: Eukaryota; Metazoa; Mollusca; Bivalvia; Ostreida; Ostreidae. The transcript has 5 exons. Bases 85 to 804 code for a protein of 239 amino acids. Gene Ontology annotation, molecular function: protein binding.
AAUUCACCAUUUGCAUUUCCGCUAUUUGUGUGGCUGGAAAAAAAUUAAUGUGCAUAAUUUUAAUUAUGAUGUGACACAGGCACAAUGGGAAAUUCAAACGUAACACAGCACAUUGAGACAGCUCAGAAAACUGGGGUCUGUCAGCUCUGCAAAGUUGGACUGAAAGAGUUUCCUAAAGAUCUAGAAAAAUUAACUAAAAACUUGAGAUCUCUAGAUUUAUCUGACAACAAACUACCAGAUAUUCCACCCUCCAUUGGUUCAUAUAAACUUCUGAAGAAACUAGUCCUGGUCAGGAACAAAAUAGAAAUCAUUCCAAAUGAAAUAGGAAAUCUGAAAGGACUAGAGCAUUUAUCUUUGGAUGGGAACUUGUUGACCAGACUUCCGGAUUCUAUGUCGCAAUUGUCAAACUUACGAACUCUGAAUGUGGCGGAGAACAAAUUGACCCAUUUUCCAGAGGCAAUCAAUACUCUGAAAAACCUGGAUGCUGUGAACUUGUCAAGGAACAAGAUUACAGAAAUUCCCGGAUCUGUUGGCACAUGCCAAGCUAUUGAGCUCAAUCUUAACCAAAACCAGAUAUCUUGCCUCUCAGAGAAUAUAUCUCAAUGUCCUAGGCUAAAGGUCCUAAGACUGGAAGAAAACUGCCUCAACAUUUCUGCAUUUACUCCCAAAAUUCUAAAGGAAUCUAAAAUCGCUUUGUUUGCUGUGGAGGGCAAUGUCUUUGACAUGAAAGCUUUCCACAACUUGGAGGGUUAUGAUGAGUAUAUGGAGAGAUUCACAGAAACAAAGAAGAAGAAUCGGGAUUGAGUUACCGGUAUCUUGACUUAUUGAUGCCAUGUAAAUGAAACAUCAAACGUUCCUGGAUUAUUCCGAAUUCUAUUUAUUCCAUGCAGAGCUGCUUUCUUUGGACAUUUAUUUUAAUUUUACAUUGUCUUUGUGAGUGUAGAACUUUUCUAAUAAUUCCCUUUUGAAUUACAUGAUAAUUUGUGACUUUGUCUUUUAUAAUAAUAUGGCAACAAAUUAGAUUUCCACCACCAAAGAGUUGUUCCCCUUGGAAAAUCAUUAUGUUGACUUUUUUUCCAUGUUUUUUAUACAUUCAUGAUUAAUAGCAUCUGGUAUCUUGUUGCAUAUGGUAGACUUGUUCUAUAAUAAUUAGUUUGUUGAUAUCAAGAAGAAAGAAGGCUUACCGUAAAUAUUGAAAAAUUACAAGAUUGUGUCAAUGUUCCUAAUGAUACGAGUUGACAUUGGAUAUAAAAAGAAUCAGUCAGUCUUCAUUAUUGUCAAUGCAGGAAUGUGAAGAUGGGCCUAUUGUACAGAUUAUUUAACUUUGGUCAUUUUUGGGGGGAGGGGAUUUGUUGUAUGUCAAUAUGAACCAAAAUAUUUUUAUUUGUUUUCCACCCCUGUUAUAGAUGCUACAAGAUACAGUUUAUUAACUAAGAUAUUAUUUUAAUUUAUAUGUACAAUAUUGUGUAAAUGUAAGCUUUAUUAUGUGACGAGUUGUUUUUUUUAUAUUUUAAAGAAACUGGAAGAGUGAAAAUGUUAUGUAGUUUAGAUACAUACAAUCAACAUAUUAAAUGCAUGUUUUAAAAAUUUA